AGGUAUUUCUGUGGUAUUAUGUAACUGAAUGUGCAGAAAAUCGAAAGCAUAUACCUAUCCAAUUCAACUUUUCCAUUUCUAUGAAGCCUGUAGGUUUUAUUUCUGUUUUUUUAUAUUGCCUGAAAGAAUACCUGAAUGUCUGUCUUCAAUAGCUGUAAGGUGCUGUCCUACAUGCCUACUGAUAAGAUCUCUCCUCUCUCUCUUUCCGGGCGUGUGGUGGGAGGCCGGCGACCGCCCUCUCUGGAUAUAUAAUCUAAAAAAUGGCGUCUGGAGUGUCUGUGUCCGACGCAUGCAAGACGGUGUUUGACGAGGUGAAGAAGGCCAAGAAGCACCGCUAUGUGGUGUUUGUCAUCAAGGACGACGUCAUGAUCGACGUGGAGGCGAUUGGCGACCGGGACGCCACCUACGAGGACUUUGUCACCGACAUCCAGAAGGCCGGCAAGGGCAUGUGCCGCUACGGCCUGUUCGACUACGAGUACCUGCACGCCGUACAGGGCGCCGCAGAGCCCACGAAGAAGCAGAAGCUCUUCCUGAUGCUGUGGUGUCCCGACGAGGCCAAGAUCAAGGCAAAGAUGCUGUACUCCUCCAGCUUCGACGCGCUGAAGAAGGCGCUGACGGGCGUGGCCAAAUAUGUUGAGGCGACCGACUCGUCGGAGAUCUCCAAAGAAGAGGUCGAGAACAAACUCAGGCAGAACGACCGGAUGUAGGCGAGUGCCGGGGGACAGGGCUGCCGGGGCCGGCGCCGGUGCUCGCGCCGGGCCCCACCACACACACACAGACACACCAACACGCGCGCACACCAUACGCCAACGCAACAGACUGCUAGUCCCAUCUGUGAGAGAAGCCGCCGGCGAGCGCCGAGAGCGCGCAGUGAUCAGUGAUGCGCCGAACGCGAGCGGCGGCCGCGCGGCGCACCGGCCAGGGGUGAUUGGGGGACGGGGGAGGCCGCGCGAGCCGGGCUUCCGUCGAGACUGUGACCGCCCGUCGGCCGGAGAGAGCCGCAGACAGUUUGUAUCGUGAGAAAUCUGUUAUCGAAACUAUCUUUCAGCGUGUGCUGCCGCGGCGGUUUUUCUAUUUAUGAUUGUAGGCUGUAAACGUUAAGAAUAAAUUUUCUUUCUACG
Messenger RNA from Amphibalanus amphitrite, 1121 nucleotides. Its product is annotated as cofilin/actin-depolymerizing factor homolog. The record is from RefSeq and is a predicted model, not a curated record. The transcript has 5 exons. Gene Ontology annotation, cellular component: actin cytoskeleton; actin cortical patch; cytoplasm. NCBI's taxonomy places the organism in Eukaryota, Metazoa, Arthropoda, Thecostraca, Balanomorpha, Balanidae. Gene Ontology annotation, molecular function: actin filament binding. Bases 261 to 707 code for a protein of 148 amino acids. Gene Ontology annotation, biological process: cell motility; actin filament fragmentation; actin filament severing.